CCAGUUGCUUAAGUAACUACUUUUUCGCGUAUCUUAUUACCUAGAUGUGUAACCUACAUCGAUACAUGUGACCACUUCCAUAGCAAUUUAUACAUUUCUGUACCAAUGUUUACACCUGGGUGGGGUGAGGACUUUGUUUGGCGACGGUGUUGGGGAGAGUUCUUUUGAUAUGCCGACCAUAUCUUGCAGGUGGGGGUGCUGUUAAAGGAAAAAAAGCCCUGACCUAAUUCUAAGGGUCAUCAGCGUGGAAUUCGUACAACAAAGUCAGUUAGUACUGCAAGACAGUCGAGCCGCAGGUCACAAGGACCGCAAGUCAAGAAGAAUCUAUCAUCUAACCGCGAUGAUGACAUCUACCAACGAGGUAGACCUUGAGGUUCUCCAGCCCAUAGACUCGACGCUCCUUCAAGUCAUAGAGAAGACAGUGGAGGAUCGCGCACAGAAGAUAGUCGAGAAAUAUAUUAGAGAACGCGACGGGAGUAUCACUGAACAGAGGAAAAAAGACAUUAAGACGAUGACCAAAGAAUUCUGUACCACCACUACCGCUCAUGGUGUCAGUCGUGUGGCAGAAGCUAACACUACCAGAUCAAGGGUUAUUUGGACCAUCAUUCUUGUCACCUGCACCGCGUUGUUCGUGUAUCAGUCCGCCAUCCUGAUCAAGUCGUACUUUGAGUACCCGGUGAAUGUCGACAUCAAGGUUGUAGACAGCAAGAAGCUCACUUUUCCGUCAGUCACGGUCUGCAACAACAACAGGCUGCGAAAAUCCAUGUUACAAGGGUCCCGGCAUGAAUCUCUGCUCGAGCUGGAUGAGCGAACAGCACGUGAUGUGUCGGACUACUUGUGGGCAAAGGAAAUAGAAGAGGACAUCGAAAUCGACCUGGAGUACGGCGGCGGUGUUGGAGAUUCAGAAAACAACAGAGGGGAUGAAUUGAUGAACAUCUUCCUCUCCGACGACAGUUUAGAUGCCUCGACAGAAUGCAGGCUCAGAUUCAAACAACUGUGCACGUUGGCUCAGCUCCUCGGAGAGCCAUCCAAUGAGUACUUACGGACUGAAUGGAGCUACUUCAGCCGAGAAGGCUGGGCAGCAAGGAUCUCCCAUCCGUGCACAGGGACGGAACACGACGCUUGUGACGAGUGUUACAGUAACAGGAUCAUGCUGAGACGAAUCAAGGACAUACCAUCGAAGCUCAAUGCAGCAUUCUGCUGUCCCGCUGACAGUUACAUUCAACUGACUCAUACGACGUUUGAAACUCACAUGGAAGCUUUAAACCCAUACGCAUGCGCGAACUUAAUUGGCGAGAUGCAAGGCGAGCCGUGUACCGCUAGUCAGCUGAUUACGGCAUACAAUGAUGGCAGGCGGUUUGACAACUGGGGUUGGUUUGGUAUGCCAAAACUACAUGACGUACAGAUGAUGUUAAGCGACGGUUGUUCAAAUAGCACCGCAUCGACAUGCUACCGUGGAGUGCUGCCAAUCAACACGACCCCACGAGGAGCUGGUUUGUUUUGUUGCUCUCCCCAAAUGUGUGUGCAAUCGGGAUGCAUGGCUAAAGUCCCCGGAUGCAGUAAUCCGCUUGGCAUGGAAAGCGGCAAAAUUCUCGAUCACCAAAUUUCAGCGUCGUCAUUUGACGAGCAUCCACCAGUUUACGGUCGCUUGAAUUCCAUGGUCCCGUGGCAAUUUGAUCCCUAUUAUGACGAGAAUCCGCGGUUCGAGGUAGAUUUUGGCAAAACAGUUAUUCUGACGGGACUCAUAACCCAAGGAGACGAGGAAUCAGUUCAGACUUACGCCAUACAGCACGGCAUGACGUCAUCUGAUUGGAUUGAUUAUGUAGAUGAGUAUGGGGAAGCCGCCCUCUUUUGCGGUCAUGUCAACAGCAAUGGCUACAACUUCCAGCAUCUGCCUAAUCCUAUCUUUACCCGACACGUCGCCAUUCUACCGCGUUUCAAUGGUUGGGGCAGAAAGAAUCUCCGUGUGGAGUUUUUGGGAUGUGAAGAAGAUGACUGCAUCUUUGCUCGUGCUCCAUUUCCAAUGAUAAACACUAUAGAUCCCAGCUCCAUCAGCUGCAGUAGCAAAGAUUGUGUGUCCAAUGUCACUACAUACCGUGGGACCGUACGCUCUUCUGGUAACGCCACCUGCCAAGACUGGACUUGCCCAAACCGUCACUUUGACUUCUGCCUGGAGGAAAACUUCUGCCGAUUUGCACCUGAUCAAAACAGCACCGACUUAGUCUGUCCAUCUGUCUCGGAUUCCAGCCAAGUAAACCUGACUUCCGAUCCCUGUCAGUCCAUCGCGAAAUGUCCCAUCAGCGAAACUGACGACGAACCAGUGUUCCCCACACGGCACAAGUUUUACCAACACGCUUUUGCCGCUCAGUACUGUGAAGAACGAGGAAAACAACUGUGUUCACUGGAACAACUCGUUUUGCUAAACACCUUUCGAGACAUGGUGGCAAGUGAAUGGGGCUGGAUCAACGAAUCUGGUUUGGAAGCCACGUUUGAAGAAGACUGCACCAACACAACUACGGAACUCUGCUUUAAAAGUAUAUAUCGUUAUCGCCAAUCGAACGCCGUGAGCAGUGUGGCCUACUGCUGUGACUCCCUGUUUGAGCUGACAGAAGAAACCUACAAGAAUCACAGCAGUGCAGAAACGGCCUGCCAUGACCGGGGCAUGGAGAGUGGCAUCAUUACACAUGAUCAGAUCAAUGCCUCCUCUUUCUCUGACCAACAACACACACCAAACCAUGCCCGCCUCAACAGCAGGUCCUAUUGGAUGAUGGACGAAGAUGACACCAUGCCAUGGAUACAGGUGAUGUGUACAGAACCCGAAUGUAUUGUGGGGCGUGGCCAUAACUACAGAGGCAAGCAGAACGUCACCAGGACCGGCCGAACGUGUCAGAAAUGGGAUUCCCAUGAUCCACAGUAUCAUUGUACCACACCCUCGCUGUACCCGGAUGCAGAUCUCUCCGAAAACUACUGCCGUAACAUACCGGAUCACCCGGCCAAGGCACCAUGGUGCUACACCGGAGAACAGGACUGGGAAUACUGCAGUAUUGAACGUUGCGAAGUAGGCUGCGUUGACUUGAAGCUAAACUCUGUUGCUGGAGAGAACGACUGGGCCGAAUUCCUCCUCAGCUCUAACACAGAUGACUACACAGACAUCACAGACUUUUCAAUGGCUACGAGAGAGGAGAUUGUAGAGAUGGGUCAUCGUAAGGAAGAGCUCAUUCUCCAAUGCACGUUUGACAAAGAACGUUGCUCGUUGGAUGAUUUCAAAGUGAUACAGAACGCCAAGUAUGGCAACUGUUUCACUUUUAACCAUGGUGAAGACGGCUUAGUGCGAAACACGACCAAGGUAGGAGCGGAGUACGGUUUAAAAUUGACACUUUCAAUCGAGGCGACCGAAUACGUAGGGCUCUUCGGUCAGUCCCCAGGCGCAAAAAUUACAAUCCAUGACGUAGGGUCAACGCCAUUUCCUGAAGGCAACGCUAUCAAUACCAAACCCGGAGAGAGUACUUUCGUCGGCUUGAAACGUAGUUCAGUACGAAGACAGUCGUUUCCGUACGGAGACUGCACUUCCUAUCAGGAAAGAGAUGUGUUGUACGACGGGAUGUACACGUACGAGACUUGUCAACAUUCGUGUCUGCAGGCAGCAUUGCUGGAGAAGUGCGGCUGUUCUGAUGAGCUGAUUGCCAUGAAUAGUACACUGUGUAGUGUACUGAACAAUACACAAGAGUGUUGUCGUCAGGAAGUCCGAAAACGCCACGAGGACGGCGACUUGCCCUGCGACUGUCACCAAUCCUGUACUGAGGAUUCCUACACACUUUGGCUGUCAUCUUCCAUGUGGCCGUCAGAUAGUUACGUCUGGUACGUGCUGGAGAACAUUCACACCAGAAGUCAGUCUCAAAAUCUACCACUCAACCCCGAAGAACUGCGUCAAAAUCUCGCGAGGGUCCACGUGUACUUCCGUGACUUGAACUACGAGUUGAUCACCGAGAAUCCAACCUAUACUGAAGAAUCAUUACUUAGUGGCCUAGGUGGACUUUUGGGGCUGUAUGUAGGACUAUCGGUUAUCACAGUCUUCGAGUUCAUCAACCUGCUAGUGGACGUUUUCAAAGUUGCUUGUGACAAAGAAACAAAAGAUAGGAGCACUACUGGAACACCAGUCAUUACAUCUAAGCUAACGGUAUAG
Messenger RNA from Branchiostoma floridae (Florida lancelet), 4183 nucleotides. RefSeq lists its product as uncharacterized. The record is from RefSeq and is a predicted model, not a curated record. Lineage: Eukaryota; Metazoa; Chordata; Leptocardii; Amphioxiformes; Branchiostomatidae. Gene Ontology annotation, molecular function: ligand-gated sodium channel activity. The transcript has 9 exons. Gene Ontology annotation, biological process: sodium ion transmembrane transport. Gene Ontology annotation, cellular component: membrane. The coding region runs from base 341 to 4183 and encodes 1280 amino acids.